GACAACCACAUAUAGCGCACCGGACAGUCAGCGCGCCCCCAAAGCCCCGACUUUUCCGCUUCCCUUCUUCCUCCACCCCGUCAAAUUUCGACAACAAUUUCUCCUUCACCACCCCGGCACCCCGUCGAUCCGUCGUCCCCUCGUCGCCGUUCUUUACGCGUGUCAGAAGAAAAGAAAAAAAAACAAGUCCGUCGUUUUUCCCCCCCUCGUCGUUCGAGGAACAAACAAAAUUUACAGGUUUUCCAAGAAACCUGGACGGAGGCGUCGAGGAAGUGGCGCCGCCGCCACGGCGAUCUCCCCUGAGAAAUAUAACAACAAAAGCCGCCUCGGCCGCAUCUCCUCCGUCCAUCGAUCGCUUCGCGUGUGCCGCUGCCGAGCUUCGCUGGGGAAUCUGGUUCGUGGCAAGGAGAGAGCAUAUUUGCAUGGUGAGCAAUCUAAACAAUGGCUCCAGCACAGCCGAUGGAGUAUGCUGGUUCAGUUAGUUCAGGACAGAAGCACCUGGGCUAUUUUGGAGUACACACCAGCAGUAGGUUGCAAUGUGUGGGAUAUGACAAGAAAUCAAGAACGAAUCAGUUGGUCAUUAGAGCCAUAUCUGUUGAUCGCCCACAACUAGAUUUCUCGAAUCCGAACUGGAAGAAGCAGUUUCAAGAGGACUUUGAUAAGUGCUUCAGCUUGCCACACUUGAGAGAUGUGAUUGAUGUGGAACCAAGGCCAACAACUUUUUCUCUGAAGAGCAGGAUUCCGCUUGAGAAUGUGAAUGGUUCGAUGCAAGAAUCAUGGAAUGGCUAUGUGAACGAUGAUGACAGAGCACUUCUGAAGGUUAUUAAGUUUGCCUCACCAACAUCUGCUGGAGCUGAUUGCAUUGACCCUGAUUGUAGCUGGGUUGAACAAUGGGUGCACCGUGCUGGUCCACGUAAACAAAUAUAUUUCGAGCCUCAAUAUGUAAAGGCUGGGAUUGUAACAUGUGGUGGGCUCUGCCCUGGUCUCAAUGACGUCAUUCGGCAGAUUGUGCUUACACUUGAAAAAUAUGGGGUGAAAAACAUUGUUGGGAUACAGCAUGGAUUCCGUGGAUUUUUUGAGGAUCACUUAUCAGAAGUGCCACUUUCUAGGCAUGUAGUCCAAAAUAUCAAUCUUGCUGGUGGUAGCUUCUUAGGAGUUUCUCGUGGUGGUGCAAACAUUUCAGACAUUGUUGACAGUAUUCAGGCCAGGAGGCUUGACAUGCUCUUUGUACUAGGUGGAAAUGGAACUCAUGCUGGAGCUAAUGCUAUACAUGAGGAGUGCCGCAAGAGAAAACUGCAAGUGUCGAUUGUGGGUGUCCCAAAAACUAUUGACAAUGACAUAUUACUUAUGGACAAGACUUUUGGAUUUGAUACUGCAGUGGAAGCAGCACAAAGAGCUAUCAACUCUGCAUAUAUUGAGGCACAUUCUGCAUUUCAUGGCAUUGGACUGGUCAAGCUGAUGGGAAGAAGCAGUGGCUUCAUCACAAUGCAUGCCUCUCUGUCCAGUGGACAAGUAGAUGUCUGCCUGAUACCUGAGGUACCAUUUACUCUUGAUGGACCGAACGGAGUUCUUCGACAUCUUGAGCACUUGAUAGAGACCAAGGGAUUUGCUCUGGUUUGUGUUGCUGAAGGAGCAGGACAGGAAUAUCUGCAGAAGUCAAAUGCAACUGAUGCAUCAGGGAACAUGGUUCUUAGUGACAUCGGUGUCCACCUUCAGCAGAAGAUCAAAUCUCAUUUCAGUAAUAUAGGAGUCCAUUCUGAUAUCAAGUAUAUCGAUCCCACAUACAUGCUCCGUGCAGUGCGUGCCAAUGCAUCUGAUGCCAUCCUAUGCACUGUGCUGGGUCAGAACGCUGUCCACGGCGCCUUUGCAGGUUUCAGUGGCAUCACGACCGGGGUGUGCAACACACACAAUGUGUACUUGCCGAUACCGGAAGUCAUCAAGUCCGCAAGAUUUGUCGAUCCAAACAGCCGGAUGUGGCAUCGGUGCCUGACCUCAACCGGGCAACCGGACUUCCAUUGAUAAAUUGUUAACAAUGAAGCUGGUAGUAGCAUCUUAUGACUGAUGGUACUAGGAGUAGGCGGUGUAUAGCCAAAGGGAUUUACUUCCAUUGUCAGCCUGGUGAAAUAAUCAUCAGAUGGGAAAAGAGAUACGUCUUAUACCCUCCACGGGCUCUUCCGCUCUUGAGAUGCAAUACGGAUACAAUAAGCAUCUCUCCAAACAUUCAUAUUUUGGUAGAUUAGCAGUAUACAAUGUACGUAGAAACAUACAAGCUUAGUGAGGGUUUUGCAGUCCUGGAAUUUGCAAGGGAUGCUCAGUUUCCAUUUUUCUAGUGUGCAAGGGCUGAAGGGCAGGACUA
Setaria italica (foxtail millet) is the source of this 2356-nucleotide messenger RNA. Its product is annotated as ATP-dependent 6-phosphofructokinase 5, chloroplastic. Gene Ontology annotation, biological process: fructose 6-phosphate metabolic process; glycolytic process. Bases 442 to 2019 code for a protein of 525 amino acids. Gene Ontology annotation, molecular function: ATP binding; 6-phosphofructokinase activity. The transcript is spliced from 14 exons. The record is from RefSeq and is a predicted model, not a curated record. Gene Ontology annotation, cellular component: cytoplasm. Lineage: Eukaryota; Viridiplantae; Streptophyta; Magnoliopsida; Poales; Poaceae.